AAUGCUGCAGCCACUGAGAGGAUUACAGCAGAAUAGGAGAGCUGUGUCUGCGCUCUCAGACUCGCUGCAUGGAGGGAAGAUCUAGGGCGAGAAAAGGAUUUAUUUUCCAGUGAGGGAAGCCACAUAAACGUUGAGGGUUCCCUGGCUGAGACCUAUCGACUGGGCAGCGAUCGAGCAGGCUCCUCCUUAACCAUCUCAAGAAUCGGUCCAAAGAAAAGGACAAAAACAACAGACCGAGGCUACGAUCUGGAGAAGUCAAGAAAAGGGGGAAUUGAAAUCCCCAGGCAUGCAAAACUAAAAGUUGCCACACUGAGACUGUUUCCAGGUCAUAGUGGAGUGGGAGGAGACUGAACUGCUCUUGUUUUUUCUGCCAAACACCCUCCUCUUUAAUGCUGUAACCUAUUUUCUUUCUCAUUGACAUCUGCUUGUUAAGCCUGAGGAAUCUAAUUUUCUUCUAAUAUAGACUCAGAAAUAACCUAGAGGCUUAAUUGACAAAUGAGAGCACAAGCAAGCAGAAAAUACUGAUUAAUUUCAGGUGAGGGGAAAUACACUCUGGACUCUUUUAUAUUUAUGUUACCUUGACAGCAGCCAGACAUCUUGGCUGCCCGUCCUAUUUUCUUCCUCCGUGGUUCGGUAACCAAGCGAUGGCCAUGGUGAGUGGGGGCUGGGGAGAUCCCAAUGGGGGCACAAACGGGUUAGGGGAAAAGAGCUACCUGAGGGGGGAGGAGGAGGACGGCUCUCCCCAGGCGGGAGGCAGCGACAUGGAGGCCGGAGACGAUGACAAGUCCUGCGUGGUGGACUGCGUGGUGUGCGGGGACAAGUCCAGCGGGAAACAUUACGGAGUGUUCACCUGCGAGGGCUGCAAGAGCUUCUUCAAGAGGAGCGUGCGACGAAACCUCAGCUACACUUGCAGGUCGAACAGAGAAUGUCAGAUUGACCAGCACCACAGGAACCAGUGCCAGUACUGUCGACUGAAGAAAUGUUUCCGUGUUGGCAUGCGCAAAGAAGCAGUUCAACGCGGUCGCAUCCCACCUCAGCCGAGCCUCAGCCCCUCCAUCACGCCCUUAGGAGGCGCCAGCGGCCUUGGAGGUGGCGACUUCUAUAACAACAACAACAACAACGGAGGCAGUGGCGGAGGACAGCCGGUGUCAGAGCUCAUUUCUCAGCUCCUGCGAGCCGAGCCGUACCCCAGCAGUCGGUUUGGACACCAGUACAACCAGCAGGCCGGUCCGGAUAACACCAUGGGGAUCGAUAACAUCUGUGAACUGGCUGCCAGGCUACUCUUCAGCACUGUGGAGUGGGCCAGAAGCAUCCCUUAUUUCCCUGAGCUACCUGUGUCAGACCAGGUUGCCCUGCUGAGGCUGAGCUGGAGCGAGCUGUUCAUCCUCAACGCGGCCCAGUCGGCCCUGCCGCUCCACAUGGCUCCCUUGUUGGCUGCAGCCGGCUUCCACUCCUCGCCCAUGUCGGCGGAGCGCGUGGUUUCCUUCAUGGAUCAGGUGAGGGUGUUCCAGGACCAGGUGGACAAGCUGACCCGGCUGCAGGUGGACUCUGCUGAGUACAGCUGCCUCAAGGCCAUCGCGCUGUUUUCACCAGACGCCUGUGGUCUAACAGACCCGGUCCACGUGGAGUCUCUGCAGGAGAAGGCUCAGGUGGCUCUGCAGGAGUACGAGAGGAUGCAAUACCCGAGUCAGCCUCAGCGCUUCGGACGCCUGCUCCUGCGCCUCCCGGCCCUGCGCGCCGUUCCCGCCAGCCUCAUCUCGCAGCUCUUUUUCAUGCGCCUGGUAGGAAAGACACCCAUCGAGACACUGAUCCGUGACAUGCAGCUCUCCGGAAGCUCAAUCAGCUGGCCGUAUGUCCCAGGACAGUAGCCCGAUUACGGACGAGGUCUACGUCUGGGAUUAGUGACGACAAGGACCCACAGGAAACCUCCUGACUCAUCACUAUCCAUCUGUGUGGUUAUCAAAGCAGUGCCAGCUGGCCGUCAUAUGUACUGUACUGUAACCGCUCUAUUCCCCGUCAUGAAAUGAGCCCUCUGUCUCCACACGGGCCCCCACUGAAGAGGGGAGCCCGUGCCAGCCUGGAUCUGUCUUGUUGCCAGCCCAGUCGUUCUGGUGCCAGGUCUCAGGCCAGAGAGCAGCUUUUCAUGCUGGGCUCCGAUAUGGCCACCACAGUCAGUCAUGCCACCACCCACAUGCCAUAGUGACUAAAGACACUUCAGUUUCAUGUAGAGGGCAGCAGCACCCCGCUACAAACGCAUCUAGAGGACAAAACUGUCCCGCCGCUGAACGUCAGCAGAACAAUUUUCCCCACACUGGGCUCAUUUUCCAUGGCUCACCAUUUAUGAUACAGUGACCUUUUUAUCCACACUGAAAACAUUACAAUAUCAUUGUUAGAAUGGAUCUAAUUGAACAGUGGUGAACUGAAUAAGAGACAAAGUAAAGGCCUCAUUGUUGAAGUGAAACUUCUGAAUUCAAAGCUCUCUUAGCUCAACACUCACGAAGAAGCCAAGGAACCGAUCAAAUGGUACCAUAAAGAAAGCAAAACCAAGGAAAAAUCACCAAAGUCUAUCACUUCAUCCUCAGAUGGUUUCUAAUUAGAAUAAUUAGUACACAAAGCAGAGAGAGAUGAACUAACUCUUUUGACUGCCUUACCAUCAAGUGAACAAUGCAUUUAAAUUCAUUCACAGGGCUCGCUGUUGCUGUCGUAAAGCCACAGCUACAUGAGAGUGGACUUAUACCUCACUAGACAUCAGAAUGCUUCAGUCUGAUGUUUCCUAAACACAAACCUCUGUAAAUGUUUUUCACCAGAAACCGCCUUCUUUUUGACAACUGCCUUGUUAUUCAUUAUGAAUUUGGGAUGAGCAUCACAAACAUUUGUCUUGUAUCUUUUUAAAAAAAGAUCCCCAAAGUGAUUUUCACUAGUGUUUUGAAUAUGAGUUUUGACUGACUGAAUUAUGGCAAACUCGGCUAUAAAGCAUUGUUUGGAUCAAGCUUUUUUUUAUUAUUGAGAAAUGGCAGGCUGACAUCAACUCGGGUUCUAGUAAAACAAACAACUCAAGAUAUAUAAAUUGGUUAAAGUUGGUGGUGAGAGAGUUAAUAACCAACACUACUAAUAAAAUACCAGUUUAUGUCAAUCAAUGCUGUUUCUGGGGGUAAUGAUCCCUUGAAAAAUGUAUUGAAAUGUAUAUAUUGAGGCCAACUUUGUCUUUUUUGCAUGUUCAAAUGUUGUUUUGGAUCUCUGCUAAGUGGAGACGUGUUUCAUUCUUUUACAUUAUGUAAUUCAAGGUUCAUUUAAACAUUUAAGUAUUGCUUUCACUGUUUUCUCCUAAAUGUUGUUUUUUUCUAUAUGUAUUUACAUAAAAAUACCUCUGUCAUCUGUUUAGAUGUCAAAAAAAGGAGCUUAUUGUCAUGCUAUUACAGCUGAUAUGACAUAGAGAUGCUCUGAGUGGGUCUUUACUGUUGUGAAUGAUGUGAGAUGAUACUGUAAUGGAGGAAAAUCUGGUGGAAAAACUGCACUUGGAGGAUAUUCAAUGCCAAAACAUCACGCUUAAGUUAAAAGAAGAUGGGCCCUGAUUCGCUGGUCCACUAGGAUUUACCUCACGCAGGUAUUUCAAGAGGCGGGUUUACAAACUCACGGGUAUAUAAAUUAAAUAUUAAAUAUUUGAAAAGAAAGAACAAAAUCAACUCUAAACACGACAUAUUUCAGCAUUUAGUGUUUUUAAACACAAAGUAGAAGGAUGUAACUCUGCUUCUUGAUCUACUGCCGGGCCUUUUGAAAGUUGUUUGGAUAUUCUUCUUUUAGGCAACAACUCACACAACCAUGUCAUAGAGAAAAAAAAAAGAUAAAUAUGCUAUUAAUGUUUUCUUAUCUUUGUGUUACAGCGUUCUUACGUUUUUAAAAGUUUGUGUGUAUGGCAACGUUAUUAAAAGAAUCAAAAGAUGACGAUGUGUCUUUUGUUAUGUUUUUUUAUUUUUUAAACUACUUGAAAAAGUGUUGUAAUUACAUCUGUAUGAAGAAUGCCAAAUAAACACUGCAACAUGUACCAUAAA
Cottoperca gobio is the source of this 4049-nucleotide messenger RNA. RefSeq names its product nuclear receptor subfamily 2, group F, member 6a (gene nr2f6a). Gene Ontology annotation, molecular function: sequence-specific DNA binding; DNA-binding transcription factor activity; zinc ion binding. Gene Ontology annotation, biological process: regulation of DNA-templated transcription. NCBI's taxonomy places the organism in Eukaryota, Metazoa, Chordata, Actinopteri, Perciformes, Bovichtidae. The record is from RefSeq and is a predicted model, not a curated record.